Malurus melanocephalus (red-backed fairy wren) is the source of this 2104-nucleotide messenger RNA. RefSeq names its product transmembrane protein 267 (gene TMEM267). The transcript is spliced from 4 exons. The record is from RefSeq and is a predicted model, not a curated record. The coding region runs from base 378 to 1037 and encodes 219 amino acids. Lineage: Eukaryota; Metazoa; Chordata; Aves; Passeriformes; Maluridae.
CCACGCAUGCUUCCUAGCCGGCUCCUUAUCGCGCUUCCUCCCGGCUCCCUCGGCCGCUGUCUGCCCGCUCCGGCCGGGAUCGGAGCCCUUCGCCCAUGGGCUGAGGGGCGGAUGGCGGCGGCCGCACUGCAGGAUGGACCAAAUGGUGUUUGGUAUUUCCUGCACUGGACUGGGCAGAGCGGAUUCAGAAAGCACAGAGGCUCAACACUGAGGCAUAGACAACAUUUCCUUCUGGAGUAAGGCACCUGCAAUGGGCAAAAAUAUCCUAGUCSCAGGGAAAGUUUGAUUCUGACUACUGGUGUGCUUUUCAAAGAACAACUGACGAUACAAAGGACAAUGCACAGAGUGUAUCCCGAUGACAUUUUGUGUGCUGUGACAUGGUUUUUGUCAUGGCAUCUGAGACUGAAAAGGCCCAUGCUCUUCUUCAGACUUUCAGCACAGCCUCAGUCAUUUCCAGUCUAGGUUUGGGGAUAUUCUGCUUCAUAGCAGACAGAUUUCUGCAGUUUUCCUUCAUUCAGCAAAAUGACUGGCUCCGAGCUUUAUCUGACAAUGCCGUGCAUGGUAUACUGGGAAUGUGGUCCUGGGCAAUAGUGAUUGGACUCAGGAAGAAAAGUGAUUUCACUGAGGUCACUCUGGCCGGCUUCCUUGCCUCUGUCAUUGAUGUGGACCACUUCUUUCUUGCUGGAUCCUUGUCAUUAAAGGCUGCUCUGACUCUUCCACGGAGACCACUUCUUCAUUGUUCUACUGUGAUUCCCGUGGUGGCUCUUUCUUUGAAGUUUUUUAUGCAGCUUUUCAGGCUGAAGGACUCAUGGUGCUUUCUGCCCUGGAUGUUGUUCAUAUCCUGGACUUCUCAUCACGUCCGUGACGGGAUUCGUCAUGGCCUGUGGAUCUGCCCAUUUGGAAAAACUCCUCCUUUGCCAUAUUGGCUGUAUGUGGCAAUUACAGCAUCUUUACCUCACCUGUGCUCAUUUAUUAUGUAUUUAACAGGCACUAGAGAAUUAAUGUCUAUAAAACAUGGAAUCCGCAUUGAUGUAUAGGCAUGAUGGUUUUUAAAGGCUCUUUGUGCUAGCGCUUGAAAUAAUCUGCCUGUCCAUCACAGAAGGGUUUCCUUUUACACCUUCUGAGUUAGGCACUUGAAGGUUGUGGAGCCAAUUACAGCUCUUGUGACAAUUAUUUGUGGUCAUAGAACCUACUUAAUGAAUGAUAAUAAUUUUAUAUCUGUACAUUCCCCUUGAAUGGUAUGUGGUCUUCCAUGAUAGUUCAUGCAUAGCCAGCUGAUUUAUGAAAUAUUUAGUCUCUGUAGUAAUUAAAUUACAGUUUACUGCCAUUCAUCUAUCACCAUUCACUUUGAAUUUGUAUUCUACCUUUAGAGAAUACAUUUCAUCUAGAUAGUAUUUGUAUAGCACUUUAAAAAUGGGAAGUUCUAUAUAGGGUUACUGAGGAUUUAAUAGUGUAUGGCACUUCUGAAAAAAACCCUCAGUUAGCCUUUUGAGUUUAUUUAUUUAUUUCUUAGGAGUUCUGCUGGACUCUUGUAUUCAACUAUUUUAAAAGAAAUACUGCCUAUGUUUCACACUGUCUAUCCGCACCUCUUUGAACCUGCUAUUGCAGAGUGUUUUACUAAAUUCUGAAUUCCCCUAUAGUUGCUUGGUAUUACAUUUGCAUAAAAUUACUAGCUUCAAAAUUAGAAAGGAGAAGACAAUUUGGUUAUCGUAUUUUAGUGUGUUGGCCAAAUUGUUUAAGAAAUACACUAAUUAUGAACACUAUUUAAUUUAAACCUAGAAGUUUUAGUAAAUAAGGAUUGUAUGAAGAUUCAGGGAGACACAAGAAAAUAAAAUUUGCUCAUGAUAUAAGUUUGCUUAAAGACUUYACUACUCAAUAAAGCAUUUUCCAUUAAGUGCAAUAUCAUCCUCAUAAUUGUAAAGUAAAAUGCAUUAUUAUUAUUAUUGUUAUACAGAAAUAGAAACUUCCUCAUAAAUAAGUUCCUUAAGGAAAAGUGUUAUUAUGCUGCAGGUUUAUGAGGUAGUAAUUUGCACUAUGGACUACUCCAUUUUCAUUUACAGACAUCUCUCAGAAAGAGUCCCAAAUUAAAAAUUGUCUGGUCUUG